This is a messenger RNA of Spodoptera exigua (beet armyworm), 672 nucleotides long. Lineage: Eukaryota; Metazoa; Arthropoda; Insecta; Lepidoptera; Noctuidae. The record is from the annotation of a GenBank genome assembly.
AUGCAGCAGGAAAUCUUGAUUAAGUCAUUAUCGUCAAUGCCGUUGAUGUGUGACAAUCAGAUGGCGUCAGAUGUGGUGAGGGGCUACGAUGAGCGCCUGCUGGGCAAUCAACAUAGUCCGACCGUGUACGGGGGCGAGGUUCCACCUUCCGAAGUAAGACCUCUUACCACGGAGACCUUUAUCAAGUCACCGGAACAAAAUAACCAUAAUGGUUCCCGAUUUCAGAGAUCAAACGUGGAGCCAGUCUCAUCAUCCUCCUACACCUUGGCCAGCGACAGCAGCCAGUACAGCCGUGAUGUGGACCUCUGGCUGAGGGGAUCCAAUACUGAGAGUACUGGUGUGCAGAACAGCAGGGUGGCGACGGCCCAGCGUUCCACCAUAGCCCCAUCACCAUCUCUGGAUGGCAUGUGGUACAUCAUUGCAAUGAUACUGCCCAUGUUCAGCGCCAAUAACACCCAUUGGAGGUGUACGCCAAGCACCGUACUUAACGCAGCAGAAUUCUUCCUAAAUCAAUUUUCGCGGUUCUGUGCUCAUGCCCGCACUCAAAUACGUCGUCUGGCUGGAGACCAGAUAGCCCGCGACCUCUUCGCCACAGCAAUGGACAUCGUGCUGGUAGUCUACGCCAUUGGAUUCCUCGCCCUAUCCCUGUACCAAGCUUCCAUCAUCGGUUGA